AUGGAGGAAGCUGGUGUUUACGUUUCGCAAGGUAUAGGUGGUUACGACCGGGGGGAAAUCAACACCAGUGGUGAGCAGAAGGACAAUCAUGCACAGUACAGUAUCGAGAGCGUCCUGCAUUUUAUUCAAUCAGAAUGGACUCGUCUAGAGCUACAGCGAUCUCAAUGGGAGAUGGAACGCGCCGAACUUCAAGCAAGAAUAGCGUUUUUGCAAGGUGAACGUCGUGGUCAGGAAAAUAUUAAGCAGGAUUUAGUUCGACGUAUUAAGAUGCUUGAACAUGCACUUAAACAGGAGCGCGCUCGCUAUCAUCAAUUGAAAGCAUCCGUGGAGUCUAGCAAUGAUAAAUCAGUUGAUGAAAACUCGAAACCUGGUCCUGACAGCUCCGUUGAAAACUUAAGGGAUUAUAAAAACAUAAUGGAUCCCGGUCGGCAAUUGGCACGCUUUACUGAACAAGCCCUACAGAGCAAUGCUAGGUGGCGUGAAAGUCGCCUAAAACUAAAACAUUUUCUUCAAGAAGUUGGGUACACGGAUUCCGUGCUCGCUAUUCGUCAGAGCCGCGUCCGUCAGUUGCUUUGUGCAACCAAUGGGGAUCUCUUAGAAUCAAAUGCAACGAAUGGUUUAAAGAAAAGCUCACCAAGUCGCAACUCACCGAGCUUGCCUGAGACAGAGGAGGCUGUGCUCCGCACAUUUGACUUUCUGGACAACGCCACCAAAUCCGAGGAAAAGACGGCUUCUACAGAUGCAGAAGCACCAUGGAAUGACGACAAACCUGUUCCUAGUGCAAUUUCGUCACUAUUGUCAGCCUUCGACUCCCGUACCGGGCAACCGAAGAGAUUUGGACGCAAGGCCGGUGUUGACAACAACUUAGUGGAAUUUUUGAAUACUCUUUCGGAAAAAGAAUGCGCGGAAUCUGACGGGGUUCCAAAACUAGGCGAUACCGUCUGGCCCCCUGGCGCCCAGACUCCGAACCAGGUCGUUGACGGCGAAUCUACUGGUGCUCUUGGCGGCUCCAAUUUAAUGCCCUUCAAUUCAACCAAUCAGAGUGAUCCAGGAGGUGGUUCUGCAAGCUCAGGGCUCGGUGAUCUUGCUAGUCUUACCGUUGCAAAUGAAUCCGAAAAUGGCACAGACGCUGAUCAGUGCGAACCCGUCGGUGGCUUGCUCAACGAGACGAGUUUUAGUCAGAAGCAGGCUUCAUCAGCAGUCACUCCAGGCGGGGCUCGACGCCCCUGGACGAAGAAAUACGUCCUAAAAGGCCACUUCGACGCGGUCCGCUCCAUCGCCUUUCAUCCCAGCGAGCCGUAUCUCUUCUCUGGGGGCGAAGACGGAUUAGUCAUGUUGUGGACUUUGCGUCGUCCCGGGUCUCCGAAACCGCUCCUUCGCCGUCCAUUCCAGAAUGCCAACAACACCAAGAACGGCAAUCAAGCCUCGGCUUCUGCAGGCAGCGGUUUGGGCGCGGACCUCGAUGCGGUACACAUCUACCGGGGUCACAGAGGUCCAGUGUUGUCCGUGUCCGUGCCCGCAGUGGGUCAGUGUGCAAGCUCCGUGUACUCGUCGGAUCUAGACGGAGUCAUUCGCGGCUGGCGCCUGCCCUCCUCCGACCCCUUCACUGGCCUCAUCGAUCUCUACUCCCUCUCACAGUCCGUCAACGAACGUGGCCCUGUGCUCAAACGUCCGGAUUCCUCGGGCGACGCUGUCUGGUCCAUCUCGGUGCACCCCAGUCUUCCCCUCUUGGCAUCUGUGGACACCGCCACUGCGCUCACCUUCUGGCCCCUCCAAUCGGACGUCCUUCCCGACAAGGACGCUGGGCAGCCGCUCCCCGUGGAGCCCAUCGUUCCGUCUCGCACCGUCUUUCUCAACGAGCUCAUUACGCCCUCUGCUGGUGAAGCCCCAAUCGGUCGACCAACGAGCGUGACGUACUUCAGCAACCGGCCGGACCCCUCGAACGCCACCCAGUGCCUCGUGGGGACCACCACGGGUUGGCUCGCCCUCGUCGACGUGGAGACCGGCAAGGUGGUCAACAAAGUGGCUCCUCCAUCGGAAUUCUCCGGCGUCACCAACGACACCGAUUUCGCCGACGCCGACCCCUUCAUGCGGCCAGACAACGGCGAUAUCAGUGCGUCGACCUCUCCACCUCCUCCCAUUCGACUGACGUACGCAGUCACCCAUCCAGCGUCUGGUUGGGGUCCCAGGGGCAUCCACGACAUAACCGUGUACCAGACGUUCUCGCUCGCCAUCACAGGACACGAGGAUCGUGUUAUUCGGUUCUACGACAUCACCAGACAAGGCGGUAGCGGCGGCACCGAGUCGAGCAAUUGCUGUGUCGGCAGCACCGUCACCCACCUGGACGCCGUCACCUGUCUCACCGUCGACCCCCACGAUCUUUACGUCCUCACUGGAAGUCACGAUUGCUCUAUCCGUCUGUGGGACCUCGAGACGCGAACAUGCGUUCAGGAGAUGACCUGUCACCGAGUGAAGAACAAUGAGUCCGUCCACGCCGUGGCCAUGCACCCCACGCUGCCAUUCGCUGCCAGUGGGGGUGCCGACGCCGUCUGCAAAGUCUACACGUCCCAGUGA
This is a messenger RNA of Mesocestoides corti, 2574 nucleotides long. The record is from the annotation of a GenBank genome assembly. Lineage: Eukaryota; Metazoa; Platyhelminthes; Cestoda; Cyclophyllidea; Mesocestoididae.